UCCAAAAAUGUGCUAGAAAAAUUGGCCACUCAGUUCAUUUCAACAGAGAAAAGUAAUACUAGUUCUCAGGGUCCACAGCAUAAAGACAUGAUAAGGUCUAUGUCGCUAUACUUCUUGUUGAGAUUGAUGCAUAAGGGAAGUUUUAAUCCGAUAAUAAAAGUUGUCCGAGCAUUACUUCCAGAUGUGCUUCGGACUCUUAGUGCAACAAGGUUGCCUCUUGCAUGUAUUUCUAAUCCCUUGAAUAAACCUAAGCCUCUUAAAUUAGAUGUGUCCUUGCCUUCUUUUGAAGAUCUUCGAUGGAGCUUAGCACGGCUGUUGUACUUAUUUAACAUCCAACUUGAGAGAAAUGUUGCCACGUUCUUUGUGGUGCUCCUUGUAGCAUGCUUCUCAUUUGUUGUCAUUGGUGGUCUCCUUUUUUUCAAGUUCCGGGGUAGUAAACAAUCUCUGGAAGAUUGCUUCUGGGAAGCAUGGGCUUGUCUUUGUUCUUCAUCUACUCAUUUAAGGCAAUCAACACGCAUUGAGCGUAUCAUUGGAUUUCUUCUUGCAAUAUGGGGUAUAUUGUUUUACUCUCGCCUGCUAAGUACAAUGACUGAACAAUUUAGGAAUAAUAUGCAAAAACUCAGGGAGGGGGCACAAAUACAAGUUCUAGAGACUGAUCAUAUCAUUAUUUGUGGGAUGAAUAGUCAUCUACCAUUCAUAUUAAAGCAGCUAAAUAAGUACCAUGAAUACGCUGUCCGCUUAGGCACAGCUACAGCUAGGAAGCAGAGAAUUCUUCUUAUGUCCGAUCUUCCAAGAAAACAGAUGGAUCGGAUAGCUGAAAAUAUCGCAAAAGAUUUAAAUCACAUCGAUGUGCUUACCAAGAGUUGUAGCCUCAGUUUAACAAAAUCAUUUGAGAGAGCAGCUGCGAAUAAGGCACGUGCAAUAAUCAUACUGCCAACAAAAGGGGAUCGGUAUGAAGUUGACACAGAUGCAUUUCUUUCUGUAUUAGCCCUUCAACCAAUUCCAAAGAUGGAUUCUAUCCCCACCAUAGUCGAGGUUUCAGGUUCCAGUACAUGUGAAUUGCUGAAGUCAAUCUCAGGAUUGAAUGUAGCACCGGUAGAAAAUGUCGCAUCCAAAUUAUUUGUUCAGUGCUCUCGGCAGAAAGGGCUUAUAAAGAUCUACAGGCACCUGCUAAAUUAUCGAAAAAAUGUAUUCAAUCUUUGCAGCUUGCCUAAUCUAGAAGGAAUGACAUAUAGGCAAAUAAGACGUGGAUUUCAAGAGGCUGUUGUGUGCGGUCUUUAUCGUAGUGGGAGGAUAUUUUUCCACCCAAAUGAUGGUGAAAUUCUGCAGAAAACUGACAAAAUAUUGUUCAUUGGAUCCCUUGAGGGUACUAAAAAUCCAAAAUUUGUAACCACAUAUGGGCAAGAAGGAAAAGAUGGAAUCCAUAACAAGGAAGUACACGAAAAGGAUGUGCGUCAUGCGAUGGAGUUGAGUAAAUUAAGACAAGCUAAUGUUGUAAAACGUCCAAAUAGAUCAGGUUCCAAGGCAUCAGAUUGGAGUCUAGGACCUAAAGAAUGUAUUCUUUUACUUGGGUGGCGACCUGAUGCAGUAGAAAUGCUUCAAGAGUAUGAUAACUAUCUUGGUCCUGGUAGUGUUUUGGAAGUAUUAUCAGAUGCACCAUUAAACGAAAGAAUGAGCAGGACAAAUAACAUUACUGGUCACAGCAAACUCAAGAAUGUCCGAGUUUCGCAUAGGAUUGGAAAUCCAAUGGAUUAUGCCACUUUAGAGGGGACCAUUUUGAAUAUUCAGAAUUCUUUGAAGAAUGAAGAUAUUCCUCUCUCGGUCGCCGUCAUAUCAGACAGAGACUGGCUUCUUGGAGAGCCAUCAAAGGCUGAUAAGCAAUCUGCAUAUUCUCUCCUACUUGCAGAAAAUAUCUGCAACAAACUUGGGGUUAAGGUCCAAAAUCUAGUUGCAGAAAUUGUUGAUUCCAAAUUGGGAAAGCAAAUUAAUAGAAUCAAACCAUCGAUGGCCUAUAUUGCUGCAGAAGAAGUGAUGAGCCUUGUAACAGCUCAAGUGGCCGAGAACAGUGAAUUGAACGAAGUUUGGAAAGACAUUCUAAAUGCAGAAGGCGACGAAAUAUAUGUAAAGGAUAUUGGCCUUUACAUGAAAGAAGGAGAGAAACCAUCAUUUUCAGAGCUUUCUGAGAGAGCUCAUUUAAGGAGAGAAGUAGCCAUAGGUUAUGUAAAAAAUGACAGAAAGGUGAUCAAUCCAAUUCCAAAGUCUGAACCUCUCUUUCUUGCAUUGACUGAUUCAUUGAUAGUCAUAUCUGAGCUUGAAGGAGAACAACCCAUUGUAGUUUAAUGUUAUAAGGCUUAGGCUUUGAUAUAGUUAAAAGAAUAAACUAGGAAGAAUUAAAUAAAGGGUCAUUAGUUGGUAGUGAUUUGGUUAUGAUCCAGCAUUCUUGUAUGUGGUACUCCACAAUUCAGAAUAAAUUUUGUUUAACAAUUUAAACUUGUAAUGGAGGAGAUUAAAAUCGAAUUGAAAUUGAAGUACCUUAUGGCAUAAGCAAAGCUUAGGCCAGAUUCUUAUUAAUUAAGUCCCAUAAAACUCA
Arachis duranensis is the source of this 2590-nucleotide messenger RNA. Its product is annotated as putative ion channel POLLUX-like 2. The coding region runs from base 88 to 2340 and encodes 750 amino acids. Gene Ontology annotation, biological process: monoatomic ion transport. The transcript has 21 exons. The record is from RefSeq and is a predicted model, not a curated record. NCBI's taxonomy places the organism in Eukaryota, Viridiplantae, Streptophyta, Magnoliopsida, Fabales, Fabaceae.